Messenger RNA from Neltuma alba, 1424 nucleotides. RefSeq names its product PH-interacting protein-like. Gene Ontology annotation, biological process: regulation of transcription by RNA polymerase II; cytoskeleton organization; regulation of cell shape. The record is from RefSeq and is a predicted model, not a curated record. Gene Ontology annotation, cellular component: nucleus. Gene Ontology annotation, molecular function: protein binding. The coding region runs from base 171 to 1424 and encodes 417 amino acids. The transcript is spliced from 10 exons. NCBI's taxonomy places the organism in Eukaryota, Viridiplantae, Streptophyta, Magnoliopsida, Fabales, Fabaceae.
GGGUAUUUGUCUCUCUCUCCAUUCUCUCCCUCCUGUGCACUGAAGAACCAUAGAGGAGAGCCCAAAGAGACGCGAAGAGCUCCCUUCUAGAAUCUAAAUUAGAAGCCGAAGAUACGAGAACCAGCCGCAACCCAGUUAUUGCUAUGCAAAGUCAACACCAUUGACGGAAUAUGGCUCUCCAGAAAUAUCCUCCAUCUGGUGAUGCACCCACUGUGAAUAUGAAACGUUUGACUUUUACCAGUAAGCUGCGUGAGAAGGGUCAGCUGGAGGUGGCAAGUCGGAAUCAUGCUGUGGAUGUGGACGUUGACCUUCGAGAAGUUUAUUUUCUCAUUAUGCAUUUUCUUUCUUCCGGGCCAUGUCAUAGAACUUGUGUUCAAUUAUGGAAUGAGCUUCUUGAGCAUCAACUCUUACCUAGAAGGUAUCAUGCUUGGUAUUCAAGGAGUGGGAUGCCUAGCGGAGAUGAAGAUGAUAAUGGUCUAUCAUUCCCUUUAAGUUACAAUCAGUUGGUGGACAGGUAUCCUCACAUUGAAAAGGAUCACUUGGUAAAGCUUUUGAAGCAAUUGAUAUCAAGGGCAACAUCCCCAUCAUUUGGCAUGAGUCGUGGAAGUGCUCCUAAUGCAGCUGAUGUACCUACCCUUCUUGGAACGGGUUCCUUUUCACUUCUGAGUGAUGAGAAGGACAAAACAAAUGAAGUCAAACGACAGCGACCUUACAUGCGCUGGCCUCAUAUGAAAGCCAAUCAGGUCCAAGGACUUCGUUUAAGGGAAAUUGGUGGUGGUUUCACUAGGCACCAUCGUGCACCAUCUAUACGUGCUGCGUGCUAUGCCAUUGCAAAACCUUCGACCAUGGUACAAAAGAUGCAAAAUAUAAAGAGGAUGAGAGGGCACCGUAAUGCUGUGUAUUGUGCUACAUUUGACCGGUCUGGGAGGUAUGUUAUUACGGGUUCAGAUGAUCGACUUGUGAAAAUUUGGUCAAUGGAAACUGCAUAUUGUUUGGCUAGUUGUCGUGGACAUGAUGGGGAUAUCACUGACUUAGCUGUCAGUUCAAACAAUGCCUUAGUUGCAUCCUCUUCAAAUGACUGUAUCAUACGAGUUUGGCGCUUGCCUGAUGGCCUACCAAUAUCAGUUUUGCGUGGUCAUACUGGAGCAGUUACUGCUAUAGCAUUUAGUCCUAGACCUAGUGCUGUGUACCAACUUUUAUCGUCAUCUGACGAUGGAACUUGUAGAAUUUGGGAUGCAAGGCAUUCCCAAUCAAAUCCGCGAAUAUAUGUCCCAAGGCCUUCUGAUUCUGUUAUUGGGAGGAGCAGUGGCCCAUCUUCAAGUAAUUUUCCACAGAGCCAUCAGAUUUUUUGUUGUGCAUUUAAUGCUAGUGGAACUGUCUUUGUCACUGGGAGUUCUGACAAUCUUGCCAGGGUAUGUAUGUAA